Molecule: messenger RNA, 484 nt
Organism: Notodromas monacha
Lineage: Eukaryota; Metazoa; Arthropoda; Ostracoda; Podocopida; Cyprididae
Source: the annotation of a GenBank genome assembly
AUGGAUUCAACUGAUUUGAAUGCCGGGCUGGGAUAUGGCCUUCGGUAUUUUGUGGAGGGAACGUCUUUUGUUCAACGCGUAAUUGAUGGAGUAAUGUUUCUGUCUUUUUGGGAUUUGGAGUUCAUCCUUGGGUCUUGCGAGUUGGUAUUGAAGAAAUGGGAGGCUGAUUCUAAGCUUUGUCAUGUUGGUGGUCAACCUGGAUGUAUUGUGGGUCCAAAUUCAGAAUUCUUAACUGGAGCAAUGCCAAUAUAUAUUGAUGAUGAUGGGAAUAGUUCGGUUAUUGUUGGGGCUUCAGCAAUUGUGGACGAUUUUGCGAGCAAUGGUGAUUAUCAAGUUUUGACAUCGUGAUUUUACGUGGGAUUAAAUAUUUUUCUUGUUUUGUUCUAGAUUUAAAGAAUCCGGCUGCAAUUAGGAUAGGCAUAAAUAGAAUAUACCGUUUCCAUGCUGCUAUUUGUUUAAUUAUGUCUUCCCACAUGAAGAGGCC